This is a messenger RNA of Salvia hispanica, 933 nucleotides long. RefSeq lists its product as uncharacterized. Lineage: Eukaryota; Viridiplantae; Streptophyta; Magnoliopsida; Lamiales; Lamiaceae. Gene Ontology annotation, cellular component: mitochondrial matrix. The record is from RefSeq and is a predicted model, not a curated record.
CAUUCCACUCCUAAAACCCUAACCCCUAAAAUGUCACUCAAUAAGCUUAUACGCUCUGCUUCAAGGCUUGUACCUCUCGCCGUCCGAGCUUCCGCCGGAAGCCGAUGGUACUCCCUCCGCCACCACAGCUCAGCCUUCUCCGCCACCGUCAACGGCCGGCUGAAGGAGCUCCAGUCGCCGAGGUCAUUCCCGUCUAUUCUCCUCCGCUAUUCCACCGAGAUUAGCUCCGACGAGUCGCUGCUGAAAAGCGUGGAGUACGAGAUUGAAUGCGCCAACGACUCUUACUCUGUGACCGAGGCUGAGGAGGAGGUGCCAGAGGGCUUCCCUUUUAAAAUCGAAAACCGUGUUGGAUCAGAAACUGUAUCGCUGACCAGAGAUUACCAGGGUGAAACCAUAAGUGUCGAAGUGUACAUGCCCAACCUUGUUACGGGCGAUGAGGAUGAUGAUGAUGCCUCGAACCAAUCUAGCAUCCCGUUGGUUGUCAAAACCUCCAAGAGGAGUGGACCCUAUCUGGAGUUUGGUUGCACUGCUUAUCCUGACGAGAUUGUGAUUGACAGCUUGUCAGUGAAAGAUCCCGAGAAAAACUCUGAGGACCAAAUCGCCUACGAGGGACCUGACUUUGGGGAUUUGGAUGAGAAUUUGCAGAAGGCACUCCACCGGUAUCUGGAGAUUAGAGGGAUCAAGGCGAGCACAACCAAUUUCUUGCACGGGUAUAUGAUCAACAAGGACACCACAGAAUACGUCGAAUGGCUGAAGAAAAUCCAGAAGUUUCUCCAGGCAUGAGAAAGUUGUGUAGAUGGAAGAAACUUUGGUCGAAUAGCUUCUUUGUACUACACAUUGAUAGAUUGAAUUUAUCAGAAUUUAUCUUUGAUCUUUCAAUAUGAGUUCAUGAAUCAUCAAAUUACAUUUAUUUGAGUAUUUUCCAUACAUUCA